CGCCCAGUCCCCCACCCCGGUCCAUUUCCAGCACAAGAGCAUCGAUCGAUCUCUUUCGUUCAACAAUGGCAGAGCAUUUAUGCUACAAAUGUUAAUCACACAGCAGCGGCCAAUCAAUUUCCUUUUGUACGAGAAUCUCACCCUUGUUAUCAACAACCAAAGGUCACCCGGCAAUGGCGAUACCUGAAGAUGUGAUGGUCCAGAUUCUGCUAUGGCUGCCAGUUGUUUCUCUAUUCCGAUUCAAGUGCGUUUACAAAUCAUGGUAUGCUCUCACUACGCACCAAAACUUCAUACAAAACCACUUCUGCCACAACCUCUCCACCUCCAACAACAACAACAUGAGCGCUCAUUUUCUCGUUCACCGACGCGAUAAAGCCACCGGUGAUUAUCUUGUCUCUAGUCUUUCUUAUGAACCACUCCAAGCACUAUCUCUAACACAACCUCUACCGCCGCUGUAUUUCGGGAUCGACAGGAAGGUAGACGAUUUUGUCGUGGGUUCUUGCAAUGGUCUUGUUUGUCACUAUGAUAGCUAUGACUUGAAUAUUGUUCUAUGGAACCUUGCAACCAAAGAAACAAAGGUUGUCCCCAAAUCAACCUUGCCCCGCUCCCUUGCUUUCUUUCACGCCAAUACCAAAGGAAUUGGAUUUGGUUUUGAUGCCAAAACUAAUGACUACAAGAUAAUCAAGCUUCUUUGUUUCCAUCAUCCCAACCCUAACUUGUCGUCUUUUCAGAUUGAAUUCAUAGACCAAAGUGAGGUUUAUAGCCUACGCACCAAUUCUUGGAGAAAGGUGGAUAGCCCUACCUGUAUAAUUUUUGAUGGGUUUAAAGGCACGAGGGCAUACACAAACGGAUUGCUUCUUGGUGGGGAUUAUGUGGGUGGGAGAGUAUUUUAUCGUUUGACAUGAGCAAUGAGGCAUUCCUAAUAACACCGCUGCCAGAUGAAAGAAUUGUAGGGGGUAAAAAUGAGAAUUGGAGACUUUUUUGUGUUGAAUGAAAAGGUUGCUCUGGCUGUUGGAAUCAAAGAUGAAUAUCAGUCGGAGAUUCGGUUUGAUGUGUGUUUAUUGCAUGAAUAUGGUGUGAAGGAGUCUUGGAGUAAGCUGUUCACUCUUGGGCCUUUUACAGGAAUUAGAAAACCAUUAGGAUUUUGGAUGAAUGACACAGCAUUGUUCUUGGAAAGUAGUGAUGGACAACUAGUCGUGUAUGACCCCUCUACCAAAGAAAUGUGUGAUCUUCAGAUUGAUGGAGAACCACACUCGUUGCAGGUGAUUACUUAUAUGGAAACCCUAGUUUCUGUGAAGGGAGGAGGAGAUGAAUUUGAAGUUGAAGAACAGGGUGGUUCAUGAAAAUGGUUGGAUGCCCCAUCUUUCUACCUGUUCAAGGGGCAAAUAUGAAUUUGAAAAGCAGGACAUACUUUCAUGGAUGCCCUAGUUUAGACCAUAUGUUUUGUUUGUUUGUUUAUUGUUAUCAAAUUAAUGAUGUCUUCCUCCCUUGCCUCUCUUACAUAUAAACCUUAUCCCUCUUACCUUCCACUGAUGCUCUCCAAGGUGAAGCUUUUGCUGUUCAUUUGACUGCUAUGUUGGCUGUCUCCUCUGGUUGUGGUAGUCUCAUACAGGAGGGUGAUGCUCUUUUGGUUGUUCUUGCCAUUAACAAUCCCUCUCUAUUCUUUUCUUGGACUUUUGCUAAUUGUAUUUAUUACUUCUAUCUUCAUUUUAAAGAUGAAAUGCUUUGAACAUCU
Molecule: messenger RNA, 1735 nt
Organism: Alnus glutinosa
Lineage: Eukaryota; Viridiplantae; Streptophyta; Magnoliopsida; Fagales; Betulaceae
Product: F-box/kelch-repeat protein At3g06240-like
Exons: 2
Coding region: 174-905 (243 amino acids)
Molecular function (GO): protein binding
Source: RefSeq, a predicted model, not a curated record